AUGUUUCGGUUUGCAAGCGCCAUCCCAACUCUUAGGGGAGGGACGAAUGCUCCGGCAGGGAGCCGCGCAAGCCCUUCGGGAGAAGCAGAGGACCAGGUGCCCCCGUUAAAUACAUUCUCUCCAUCAAGCAGCAAUCACGACACGACUCCCAUACAGAAUAUCCCUCCUUGGGUUAGAGAGUUGAACAACGCACGAGCCACCAGGCACAGUCGAGCCUCGUCGAUCGUCUCCACCCAAUCCAAGUUCACCACGACGACUCUGCAAGAAGACGCCCGCAGCAUCGACAUCAAUGUAGGCGGACAGUAUUUUCGGAUCAGCCGGGAUGGUUCACGAAUUACCGCUGAUGCUCCACCGCCGUACACUGCGCCGGACGAAACGAUACGAUUUCGAGGGGACCGAACAAGCGAUGUUGUGAGCUUAGACAGUCGAAUUGAAGGGGAUGCCCAAGACGUCGAGGAUGACAAUCUGGAGGACGGGGCAGUCACCCCGAGGUCUACAUUCACGGCCAUCGAUCAUGAUCCUGGUGUACGGGCCAAUAUACUCGAUCCGACAGAGUUUGAAAUGCCCUCACCAGUGGGAUAUGAUCACCACCGCCACCGCUCAUCAUCGGCCACCCUAGUCAGCGGUGAACGCAGGGUAGGUUUUGCCGGCGAACUUGGCCGAAGUCUGUCCCAUGAGGAGGAGGCGGAAAAUUUGCCAGGUCCAAGUCCAGGCGACCGCGGAAGGGGGGUGGCCUCAGAAGAUCUCAUAUUUGCCAGGGCGGGUCAGAUGCCUGAAUCGUCACAAUUGAGAAGGACGUACAGGGUGCGCCUGCCUCGUCUUAUUACAUCUAGCGAGAUUUCACGGGGAGCUCGACGACGUCAGUAUUGGCAACAGCAAUCAAAUACUUCGCCAGGGCACCCACUUCAAGUUCAAUCUGCAGGUGCAAUUCUAGGUGACAUGCCCGACAAUCGUGAACCACGAUCUCCUGAUUAUAUUGGGAGAAACGCAUGUGGAAGGUUUCCGUUUCCGGUCAAGGCAGCCACGACUCAGAAUGCCAGUGCUCUAAGUAGCAGCGAAUCGUCGGCGAGAACGGGGAAGUCGCUCGAGAUGAGCGAGACGCCGGAGGAGAGCGACACACCUCUCCCUAUGGAUAGUGAGAACGACAUCUCUCUCCAUUACGCGCGAAUGAUGCGGAAAUUGGACUCUUCGCAUCGUAAGGCGCUACUCUUUAAGGACAGGCAACUGGCAGAGCUCCGGGAGAAAUUGAAUGAAAAGGAUAUUGUGUUGAGACAGCAGCUACGAGCGAAAGAUUUCAUCAUUGACGAUCUAAAGAAAAGGCUGAGCAAUCUGGAGGAGAACGUGGAGGUGAUGUUGGAAAAGGCCCGACAUCAGGUGGAGGACUUGUGGGAAUCACGAUGGAAAGACCGCGACUUUCAUCUGCGGGAGCGCAUGAGACGGAUUGAGGAAGAAGCCCAGAAGACGAUCGAAAGAGUCCGCGUUUGUCAAGGACAGUCCGAGCAGGGCCCGAAAAGUAUCGAGUAG
Cladophialophora psammophila CBS 110553 is the source of this 1524-nucleotide messenger RNA. RefSeq lists its product as uncharacterized. The coding region runs from base 1 to 1524 and encodes 507 amino acids. The transcript has a single exon. The record is from RefSeq and is a predicted model, not a curated record. NCBI's taxonomy places the organism in Eukaryota, Fungi, Ascomycota, Eurotiomycetes, Chaetothyriales, Herpotrichiellaceae.